Molecule: messenger RNA, 1637 nt
Organism: Myotis davidii
Lineage: Eukaryota; Metazoa; Chordata; Mammalia; Chiroptera; Vespertilionidae
Gene: NSMCE4A
Product: NSE4 homolog A, SMC5-SMC6 complex component
Exons: 13
Coding region: 1-1467 (488 amino acids)
Biological process (GO): DNA repair
Cellular component (GO): nucleus; Smc5-Smc6 complex
Source: RefSeq, a predicted model, not a curated record
AUGCCGUCCCCGUCUGCAGAGAACGUGCCAGGGAUCGGCCACAACCUCACGGCACUGACCGGCCAGUUCACAAAAUCACAGGACACGGCCAUCCGCUUGCAAAGGGGCCAGGCGGACGGGAAGGAGCCGGCCCAGGGCGAGCAGCAGGACAGGGGACCCCCCGAGGUGACGCUGGGCGUCGGCCGUCUUGUGGGGAGGGCGCUGCAGCAGCCUCAGAGAACCGGGCACGGAGAGCCUCACGCACCAGACUCUCUGCCGGGGAGGCCAGGGUCUGUCCAGGGCGAGCGCUGGAGGCCAGGACCCGCCCAUCUGACCAGAAGCCCCGGUGCCAACGACGCCAUUGGGCACCGUUUCUUCUCCCUCUCGGGGCUUCUCCAAGGUUGGAACCUGGCGCUGGCUCCUUCCCCUCCCUCCGCUGCUGACCAGCACGUCCACCGGAGUCUUUCCUUCACGCUGACGGAGGAGGAGGCGUUUGUGAGCAGCAGGGACAGGCUGGGGCGGGAGCUGGUGCUGGUGGCGAGGACGCACACCCAGCACAUGCCAGGGGCGGGGACGGCCAGCCCCCUUGCCAGUGUGUGUGUUUUUGGGACAGAGAACCGGGAGGACAUCCUGAACGCCAGCGACCGGCUGACCGAGGUCCUGGAGGAGGCCAACACCCUGUUCAAUGGAGUGUCCCGAGCCAGGGAGGCCGUCCUGGACGCCCACUUUCUUGUUUUGGCCUCAGAUCUGGGCAAAGAGAAGGCCAAGCAGCUGCGGUCCGAUCUCAACUCCUUCGAUAUGUUAAGAUACGUGGAGACUCUCCUGACACACAUGGGCGUGAACCCGCUGGAAGCCGAGGAGCUGGUCCGUGAGGACGACAGCCCGGACUUUGAGUUCAUCGUCUACGACUCCUGGAGAAUAUCAGGCAAAACGGCAGAAAACACCUUUAAUAAAACCCAUACAUUCCACUUCCUGUUGGGCUCCAUCCAGGGCGAGUGCCCUGUGCCGAAGCCGCGUGCUGAGCGCCCCAGGAGGAUCUGUGCGCUGGAGAAGGAGCGGGAGAUGCCUGUCCAGCUAAAAAGAAUGGAAGAAUCUCAGCAAGAAGCCACAGAAAAAGAAGUAGAACGGAUCUUAGGGUUGUUGCAGACAUACUUCCGAGAAGAUCCCGACACGCCUAUGUCCUUCUUUGACUUUGUGGUCGACCCACAUUCUUUCCCUCGAACGGUGGAAAACAUCUUUCAUGUCUCCUUCAUCGUAAGGGAUGGUUUUGCAAGAAUAAAACUUGACCAAGACCGACUGCCAAUAAUAGAGCCUGUUAAUAUUAAUGAGGAAAGUGAGGGCAUUGACCAAAACACCCAAAUCAGGAAUCAAGGGAUUAUAGCUUUGAGUUACCGCGACUGGGAGGAGAUUGUGCGGACCUUUGAGAUCUCGGAGCCCGUGAUCGUCUCCGGCCCGAGCCGGCAGAGCCUGAGCGCCGACGGCAGCUGAAGGACUCAAAUGGAUAGUGAAAUCCAGAAAGGAAAGCAGCAUGUGUUGUAUAUAUUGUAUGAUUGAACAUUUUUAAAGGCAGAUUGUUUUUAGUAAACUGUAGCUUUUGAUAGUGUAUCGAUUUGUCAUGGUUGUCUUUGAUUAAAGGAUAUUCACUGCCCUGUUCACAA